Molecule: messenger RNA, 2300 nt
Organism: Asterias rubens (European starfish)
Lineage: Eukaryota; Metazoa; Echinodermata; Asteroidea; Forcipulatida; Asteriidae
Exons: 16
Coding region: 16-1533 (505 amino acids)
Biological process (GO): early endosome to late endosome transport
Cellular component (GO): plasma membrane; transport vesicle; tubular endosome
Molecular function (GO): SNARE binding; guanyl-nucleotide exchange factor activity
Source: RefSeq, a predicted model, not a curated record
GUCACACACAUCAAAAUGGCAGAUGUUGAUGACUUGGAGUUCAAUCCGCUCUACAAAUGUUUACAGACAAGAUUUCGCAAUGAGUUUGAGUCAGCUCAGGACAGCUGUUACUUAGUGUGUAUCCCACAGACAGCUUCACUAGUUGGCAUCGCCAUCAGUCAAAGUUUUGUCGAAACUCAUCUGUUGAAACCAUCUCCCAUGUUGAAAGAUCAUUACAUCAGCACAGAUAAAUGUAAUUCUAAGACAAUCUCAGUGGAGGAUGGAAUAAUUACUUGUGCAGAAGGAUUCCGACAACAAGAUACUGUAAGAGUCCUAUCAGAAGAACUUGGCUACAACAAGAACUACAAGCCAUUUAAGAUGUUGAUCAUCGAGAGACCACUAGAGGGCGCUAGAAAGGGAAGGCGGGGCUCAGCUGGAUUAUCAGAUGAGUUUCUUACGCCACGCACAACUUAUGCAGAAAAUUGCAAAUUCCUGAGUCUUUUCCACGAGAACCACAGUCAGCUUAAAGCAGUCGACCAAAAGAUUUGGGAGUUCAAUCAGACGUACAUGAUCCUCCCUGGUUACCUUCAAGAUGCAGCGCAUAAACUCCAUGGUAUUUGGGAAAACGCUAGAUUGGCAUUUAGUGAGACCAACAAUUACAUCAGACUUCAGUCAGACAGCAGGCUGAUAGAAGCCAUCACAAUAGCACUGGAAACGUAUUUAAUGGGUGGAGUUCACGACAAAGUAAUCAGGGCAGUUAGUCAACAAUUGAAAGCAGAUGAUGAGCUUCUUUAUGAGAGAGUUACGGAGCUUCGAGGAGUGACGGCAGAACAGCUUGGGGUUCAUAAAGACUUCUGUUGUCCUCUACCAAGUGCUGUGGUUGAGUUGGCCAGAUUGGAUGGUAUCAACAACCCACAUGAGAAGUUACUUUGUCUAAAAUCAACCCUGGAUGGCAUCACUGAUGAAGUAACCGUUCAUCUGAAGGCAAAUCUAACCCCAGGAAAGGCUCCACGUUGUCUCACCUCUGACGAACUUAUACCGCUACAGGUUCUGGUGAUUAGCCAAGCUAAGUGCCAACACAUUGCCAGUAAUUUAUACUACAUGGAGCAUUUCCAUUGGGUCAAAGCAGAACACACUGAUGUCGGGUAUACGCUGGUGUCAUUUAAGGCAGCGGUGGAAUACAUGAGGAACACAGACUUCACCAAACUCACAAAGAACAGCCACAAGUUAAAGAAUGAGAUGAGUAUUGAGGAGUUAAUGGCCGCCUACAAUUCAAACUUUGACCUCGCUACUGAUCAUCCUCCAGCGUCACCACUGGCUCAGUCUACAAUUGGCAAUAUUGCACGUAUGAUGGAAAAGACAUCACUCUCUGCUAGCCCACAAGGUCACCAGACUAUUUAUGCUGGUAAACCAGCUGCAUCCAAACUACAGCCCAGUGCAAAACCAGAUGUUAUCCCAAGCAUAGAGAAAGAUGGCAAGUCACAUGGAUUAGGUGACUUCCUAUCAGCACUACAAAAUGAUGUACUGGAUUGUGCGUAUGGAAAGCUCGACUGACGGACUGAGGGCAAGUCUAAUGUGACACUUUAAAAAACUUAAUUGUGUGUUUCAUAAAGUAGUUUACUUUUACCAGAUAUUUUCCCAAAAGUAGUAUUUUGUACCGGUGAAUGUUGCUAGUUCAACCUCGUUGACAGCUGAGUAGUUCAAUUUUGUAUUUUGUAAACUAUGAAUAUUAACAUUUUUGCUGGUAUUCAUUUAAAGAUUGCGAAAUGAUGUAUUUUUUUUUUAAAACAUUAAACAUGAAUGUAAAAUUUGCUGAGUGGUGCAUCCAAAUCAAAGUUAAAAAGUGAAAUUAAUCUUUUGACAAGUAUUCAGAAAGUUUCUUUCAAUCCUUAACCCUUCAAAAUUGUUUGAGUUUGACCAAUUUUAUAUUUUAUUCUAAUAAAAUUGUAUUUAUUUGUUUUUUUGGAAGAGAGAGAGUUUCCAGUACGUCAAAUCGGCAAAAAAUUUAACAGCAUCUUUAAAGGUUGAUGGGAUAAACAUACAAUCUUUAAAGAUGAACUGCGAAGAAUCUAAUUAAAAGUCAGAAUUGGUCUGGAACCUACGUAUCUUCAGAACCUUAUUUUGUUAUAAAGCCCACAGGUCUCCCAAUCUACGAUCUUGUUCUAUUUCCCAUUAAUUUGUGCUUGUCCCCUGCACGCAGCGCACUAGGGCCAGCGAGCAUUCACAGCAUUCACAGCCAGUGCACUGACAUUAAAGGCAGUGGACACUAUUGGUAAUUACUCAAAAUAUUUAUUAGCAUAAAACCUUUCUUGGUGACGAGU